This is a messenger RNA of Acanthosepion pharaonis, 1377 nucleotides long. NCBI's taxonomy places the organism in Eukaryota, Metazoa, Mollusca, Cephalopoda, Sepiida, Sepiidae. The record is from the annotation of a GenBank genome assembly.
AUGGCCAAAUUGGCUUUUUCAAAUUGGCGUCUCAUCAUUUUAAUUGCCAGACCACCUUGUAAAAUUGAACAUUCAUUCCACUACAUUGAUAUUCUGGCCAUAGAAAGUUUCAAACGAAAUCAACAUGAUGUGGCCAUAAGCCACUAUUGCUAUUCUCUCCUCACAAUUAUUACUGUGCUCUCUCUCUCCUCACAAUUAUUACUGUGCUCUCUCUCUCCUCACAAUUAUUACUGUGCUCUCUCUCUCCUCACAAUUAUUACUGUGCUCUCUCUCUCUCCUCACAAUUAUUACUGUGCUCUCUCUCUCUCCUCACAAUUAUUACUGUGCUCUCUCUCUCCUCACAAUUAUUACUGUGCUCUCUCUCUCUCCUCACAAUUAUUACUGUGCUCUCUCUCUCCUCACUGUUAUUACUGUGCUCUCUCUCUCUCCUCCACAAUUAUUACUGUGCUCUCUCUCUCUCCUCCAGUGUGUCUGUCUCUCUCUCUCCCUGGUGUGCUGUGCUCUCUCUCCUCACAAUUAUUACUGUGCUCUCUCUCUCCUCUAGUAUUACUGUGCUCUCUCUCUCUCUCAAUUAUUACUGUGCUCUCUCUCUCCCUCACAAUUAUUACUGUGCUCUCUCUCUCCUCACAAUUAUUACUGUGCUCUCUCUCUCCUCACAAUUAUUACUGUGCUCUCUCUCUCCUCACAAUUAUUACUGUGCUCUCUCUCUCUCCUCACAAUUAUUACCGCUCUCUCUCUCUCCUCACAAUUAUUACCGCUCCCUCUCUUUCCUCACAAUUAUUACCGCUCCCUCUCUCUCCUCACAAUUAUUACUGCUCCCUCUCUCUCUCUCUACUUACAAUUAUUACUGCUCCCUCUCUCUCUCUCUACUUACAAUUAUUACUGCUCCCUCUCUCUCUCUCUACUUACAAUUCUUGCUGCUCCUCUCUCUCUCUCUACUUACAAUUAUUACUGCUCCCUCUCUCUCUCUCCUUCCAAUCAUUCCUGCUCCCCUCUCUCUCUCUACUUACAAUUAUUACUGCUCCCCUCUCUCUCUCUCUUACAAUUAUUACUGCUCCCUCUCUCUCUCUACUUACCCCAUUAUCUUUCCUGCUCCCUCUCUCUAUUUACAAUUAUUACUGCUCCCUCUCUCUCUCUCUACAAUUAUUACUGCUCCCCUCUCUCUCUCUCUACAACAAUUAUUACUGCUCCCUCUCUCUCUUACAAUUAUUACUGCUCCCUCUCUCUCUCUCUACUUACAAUUAUUACUGCUCCCUCUCUCUCUCUACUUACAAUUAUUACUGCUCCCUCUCUCUCUCUCUACUUACAAUUAUUACUGCUCCUCCUCUCUCUCUCUCUACUUACAAUUAUUACUGCUCCCUCUCUAUUUAUAAUUGA